AUGGCGAGAACAAAGCAAACUGCAAGGAAAUCAACAGGAGGAAAGGCCCCUAGGAAGCAGCUUGCUUCUAAGGCAGCAAGAAAGAGCGCUCCAGUUGCUGGAGGCAUCAAGAAGCCUCAUAGAUAUAGGCCUGGAACAGUAGCUCUUAGAGAGAUCCGAAGAUAUCAGAAGAGCACUGAUCUCCUGAUUAGAAAGCUGCCUUUUCAGCGACUUGUCAGGGAGAUUGCUCAAGACUUCAAGACAGACUUGCGUUUUCAGUCCUCGGCUGUCUUAGCUCUUCAAGAAGCAGCAGAAGCUUACCUUGUAGGCCUCUUUGAAGACACUAACCUCUGUGCAAUUCAUGCUAAGAGGGUGACAAUCAUGCCUAAGGAUAUUCAGCUUGCAAGACGUAUUAGAGGAGAGCGUUCAUAA
This is a messenger RNA of Eimeria acervulina, 411 nucleotides long. Its product is annotated as histone H3, putative. NCBI's taxonomy places the organism in Eukaryota, Apicomplexa, Conoidasida, Eucoccidiorida, Eimeriidae. Gene Ontology annotation, molecular function: DNA binding; structural constituent of chromatin; protein heterodimerization activity. The transcript has a single exon. Gene Ontology annotation, cellular component: nucleosome. The coding region runs from base 1 to 411 and encodes 136 amino acids. The record is from RefSeq and is a predicted model, not a curated record.